CACACAUCCAACUUGAACAUACACAUACAGACAAGCAGGUAGGCAGAGGAGCAGACCUGAAACUUAACACACUCAUUCAACUCUCACACACUCAGUCAACAGCAGCAGCAGCAGCAUGUUCCGGUGGAGGCUCCCCCAGGCAGUGUGUGUGCUGUCAGCGUGUGUGUGUCUGGUUCUCGCAUAUGAGGAUGAUUUUGAGGUCAACUACGCUGACACCUACUACAACGAAAUCACAGACGGAGAUACACCAGAACCCACAGCAAGUUCAUCCCCGUGCAAUUCUCCAGACCUGACCAAAUGGGACAAGAUGUUCUCCAUGCUGGAGAACAGUCAGAUGAGGGAGAACAUGUUACUUCAGUAUGCAGAUGACAUCAUCAAGGUGGAGAUGGGGUCCCUGCGUGGAGAAAUGCUCAGGUUUGUAGCCCAGUAUGGUGGCUCCUGUGGGGUUGCAGUGGAGACAGCAGGAAGAAGGAUGGCCUUGCAGCUGGAGGGCCGACUGAGAGAAACCUUGGAGCGCCUCAGAUCCAGAGAUCAGACUUCUGCUUCUGCCGCCGCUGGGAAUUCUGUCGGGAAUUCCAACCACCUGGAGACGAUGCUGCAGCAGCUCCUCUCUGCGUCACGAGCACAAGCUUCCCGACUCUCCAAACUGGAGACCAAUUGCUUCAGCAGCCCGGGAGCAGGGCUGAGGAUGAAUACAAAGACUGCAUCCCAGCUUCCAGAAGCUGCAGGGGCAGGGCCCCGGGAGCAAGAGGUCACAUCACAUGAGGUGGCUCUAGAAGGAGUGCUGGCUGCGCUGCAACAGACGAGGACGGAGCUGGGGGAGGUGCUGAGGUCAUCGAGGCAAAGAUACCUACCCGCAGGUUGUGAGAUGGCGCUUCUCUUCCCCAUGCGUUCCCGCCGCAUCUACACCUCCGUCAUCCCAGAUGUCCCUCUCUCCAUCUCCUCCUUCACCGUCUGCAUGUGGGUGAAGCCGACCGUUGUCACCAACAAAACCGUGCUGUUCUCCUACGGAAACCGCCGCAACCCGUACGAAAUCCAGCUGCUGCUCGGUCAAACCUCUGCGCUCUUCACCAUCGGAGGAGAGGCUCACCUGGUGGAGGCCCGGGGUGUGGUGAGCCCCGGAGGCACAUCAGACUGGAUCCACUUGUGCGGGACGUGGUCGUCCGAGCAGGGCCUGGCGUCGCUGUGGGCAGGUGGGAAAAAGGUGGCCGGCACACCCGGAGUUGCCGAGGGACACGUCUUACCCGACGGAGGCUCACUCCAGCUGGGGCAGGAGAGGAACGGCUGCUGCCCCGUGUCUCCAAGCAGCGGGAGCGGAGUGGCAGGGUUCGAGGGAGGGUUCGAUCCCAAGAUGGCGUUCGUGGGGAAGAUGACAGGAGUGAACAUGUGGGACAGGGUGCUGUCAGGGGAGGAGAUCUCCAAGCUGGCUUUGAGGGAGGGUCAGGGCUGUGAUCAGCGGGGGAACAUAGUGGCGUGGGGAGUGACGGAGAUGGUGCCACACGGAGGCGCUCAGUUCAUCAACUAACAGAUUCCUCGCGGUGGAAAUUUGCAUCAUCAUCAUUAUCAUCGUCGUCGUCAUCAUCUUUGUGAUUAUCAGCAACAUCGUAAUAAGCUUUCACGCUGAAACUGAAGAGAGCAACUUACAGCUGCUUUUAUCAUCUUUGUCCCUAUAGUUAAACGUUUUCAUUAUAACAUCAUCGUUAUUUUAUUCAUCAUCUCCAUCGUUAUCGUCAUGAAAAUUUAUGCUGCAAUGAACUUUACUGGACAUGUUCAAAUGAGAGAAAGCCAAUGCUGUGAGAGACUGAAGUUUAUUUUUUUUAUGUAACUUUUUGAUCCGAGGCCAUAAGACACACACAAGCAUGUGCACGCACAGGUACAUGUGCACGCACACACAAUCGCACACACAUACACUUACAUUCAGCUUAGAAAACUUGUAUUGUAGCAGGAGAAGUGCUGCAUUUACCAAAGACUCAAUUAGACUGCAAGAAAGACAAAGAGUCUAUUGUUAGAGUGAACGGGUUCUGAGCCAGUAAACAGAGUAAUCACCAGACAGCCAUGCACGAGAGGAAAAUGAGAGGUCGCAGACAAUUACAAGAGAUUAUCUUGCAACCGUAGAGUGGUGCAGUUUUUAGAAUUAUCCUGCAUUUUCUGUCCUAUCUAGAUUUGUGCAGAGAGAGAUAGUGCCGUUUAUCGAUUAUCAAUACAAAACCCACAAAACAGGUCUUGUAGGUACAAUGGCUCAAUGUUGGAAAUGGACUGUCAUCUAUCCCCUUUACAACUGAAAGCUAAUUAUCAUACUAAUGUGUUAAUAAUGUGUUGACAUGUGUGACUGAAAACUGCUGUACUUACUUUCAUCUCAAGCAUGGAAAACCAGCAACUCUGCAAUCAGCUUCAAACUAAAUCAUUCUAGCAACAUAUUAUUUCAUUCACAUAAUUUUCUUACAAUUUUUUUGGAAAGACUUCCUUUGCAUUUCCAAACGUGUACUUAUCGACGUGUUUACAUUCAUAUGAGUUAUAUUAUUCCUGUUCUGCUUUGUUUUUUUUGUCAGUAGUUCUCGUUUACUUUUAGGGUAAUAUAUGUGUGCCUUUUUUGAUACUGCAUAAAGUAAUAGGAAUAAGACUGUUAUAUUUGUAAUGUGAAAUGUGACAUUGUUUUUUUGAAUUUGAUGAAAGAAACUGAGGACAAUGUUUACACAAUCUAAUCUGUUAUGAACUAAGUUGCCUUGUAUUAUACUGUAAAUUGCUUUGUUGUUCUCAUGAAAAGGUGAAUCUGAAUGUAUUUUGUACAUAAAUAUAUUUUGCAUAACAUGACUGGAUGAAUGGAGAGUGAGGUAUGAAUAAACAUUUCAAGU
Centropristis striata (black sea bass) is the source of this 2852-nucleotide messenger RNA. RefSeq names its product pentraxin 3, long a (gene ptx3a). The transcript is spliced from 4 exons. Gene Ontology annotation, biological process: innate immune response. Gene Ontology annotation, molecular function: complement component C1q complex binding. The record is from RefSeq and is a predicted model, not a curated record. The coding region runs from base 116 to 1525 and encodes 469 amino acids. NCBI's taxonomy places the organism in Eukaryota, Metazoa, Chordata, Actinopteri, Perciformes, Serranidae.